Molecule: messenger RNA, 417 nt
Organism: Chanos chanos (milkfish)
Lineage: Eukaryota; Metazoa; Chordata; Actinopteri; Gonorynchiformes; Chanidae
Gene: dynlt2b
Product: dynein light chain Tctex-type 2B
Exons: 5
Coding region: 20-394 (124 amino acids)
Biological process (GO): microtubule-based movement
Cellular component (GO): cytoplasm; cytoplasmic dynein complex
Molecular function (GO): dynein intermediate chain binding
Source: RefSeq, a predicted model, not a curated record
UUUUUUCACUAUUGUCGACAUGGAUGGUCCAGACACAGGAACCAACAGCUACCUAAUUAGACCCAAUUAUCAGCACAAGUUUAAAGCGGGAGUUGUGAAGGAAUGUAUUCGAGAGAUUCUAAGAGAGCAGCUUUCGGGAGUGCAGUAUGAUCCCGAGGACGUGCCCACCCGCACGCAGGCGCUCUCGGAAAACAUUAAAAAUAAACUGAAAGAGAUGGGUUUUGACAGAUACAAGAUGGUUGUACAGGUGGUGAUUGGAGAACAGCGAGGACAGGGUGUCAAGAUGGCUGCUCGCUGUUUGUGGGAUGCUGAUACAGACAGCUAUGCUCAGGACAUAUAUAUGAAUGACAGCCUAUUCUGUGUGGCAGCUGCAUUUGGUAGCUAUUACUACUGAGGGAAAAGAAAGACCACUAUCUG